AAAAAAGGCCGCUCAGCCGUCGGCCCACUCCACGCCGGGGUUUAUCCCUACACAUUUCUCCACCCCACCCGCUCCUCGCCUCCCCCCUCCGAACCCUAGCCUUCUUCCUCUCCUCCUUCUCCCCGCCGCCGCCGCCGCCGAGCGCGCAGACGCAGCCAUGUCCGGGAGGAAGAAGACGCGGGAACCCAAGGAGGAGAACGUGACGCUCGGCCCCGCCGUCCGCGAGGGCGAGUACGUCUUCGGCGUCGCGCGCAUCUUCGCCUCCUUCAACGAUACCUUCAUCCAUGUCACGGAUCUGUCCGGGAGGGAGACGCUCGUCCGCAUCACUGGUGGGAUGAAGGUCAAAGCUGACCGUGAUGAGUCAUCCCCCUAUGCAGCCAUGCUUGCAGCCCAGGAUGUUGCACAAAGAUGCAAGGAGCUUGGAAUUACUGCUCUGCAUAUUAAGCUCCGCGCUACAGGUGGAAACAAAACAAAAACUCCAGGUCCUGGUGCUCAAUCUGCUCUUAGAGCUCUUGCCCGUUCUGGGAUGAAGAUUGGACGUAUUGAGGACGUGACUCCAGUUCCGACUGACAGCACUCGUAGAAAGGGUGGUAGAAGAGGAAGGAGGCUGUGAUUUCUGUCAUUUUCGCUGUUUGAGAAAUACCGAUAUCAAACCUGGUUGUGCAACUUGUAUCUUGUUUAUGAUGUUAGCAUCGGAUUUCGUGGAUUUAUAAAUUUUGAGCUAUGUUGUGUUGUCGUUAUAGCAUGGAUGGCCUGUUUUUCUUCUUGACAAA
This is a messenger RNA of Phragmites australis (common reed), 773 nucleotides long. Its product is annotated as small ribosomal subunit protein uS11y. The transcript has 6 exons. Gene Ontology annotation, cellular component: cytosolic small ribosomal subunit; ribosome. NCBI's taxonomy places the organism in Eukaryota, Viridiplantae, Streptophyta, Magnoliopsida, Poales, Poaceae. Gene Ontology annotation, biological process: ribosomal small subunit assembly; translation; maturation of SSU-rRNA from tricistronic rRNA transcript (SSU-rRNA, 5.8S rRNA, LSU-rRNA). The coding region runs from base 158 to 613 and encodes 151 amino acids. The record is from RefSeq and is a predicted model, not a curated record. Gene Ontology annotation, molecular function: small ribosomal subunit rRNA binding; mRNA 5'-UTR binding; structural constituent of ribosome.